Molecule: messenger RNA, 540 nt
Organism: Laetiporus sulphureus 93-53
Lineage: Eukaryota; Fungi; Basidiomycota; Agaricomycetes; Polyporales; Laetiporaceae
Exons: 2
Coding region: 4-417 (137 amino acids)
Source: RefSeq, a predicted model, not a curated record
GUCAUGUGUACUAAUCGCAAAACGGGUAGUCAAAAUUUGAGCGAGCUCAAGGCUGUUGGAGAAGUUUGGCGGCGGAGCGCACGAGGAGCGACCAGCGCCACCAGCCUCGUGCCACGGAGCGCAAAUACGGGCGCGAGUCGCUGUCACGGAGUCAACACCACCUCGAUCGUGGACUCACAUCCCGAGCCUUUAUUCCUACAUGUCGACUUAGGUAGCAACAAGGAAUUGAAGGUGAGGCCCGGUGAGGGUUCAUGCAGCCUCGGGAGAACGCGUUACGGGGCCAUCGACCAAGACACGGCCCUAGCAGUGGUAGCCGGUGAGAGUCGUACGCGAGACUCGAGAGAAGCAUUUGGUCUAUUCCGAUGGAUCGUAAGCAAAGAAAUGUACAUCAGAUGGGACGCGCGGGUACUCAAAUAAAUAUUACUAGCCUACUACAAACUGUCGGGAAAGAACCCUACACGUCAUACGACCCGCUCGUUGAGAAUAAGUGGCUGCUGUACGUUCUAUUACUUGUAAAAAGCGCUUCUAGACCCAUCUCCU